GUUAUUCACUUUCUGCAAGGUAUGACAAAUUACUCAACAAGGGCAAGCUGAUUCACUUCUUUACAUUUUUUUCUGAAAUAUGAGCUACAGCAAUGGAAACAUAAAUUGUGAUAUAAUGCCGACAAUCUCGGAAGAUGGAGUGGACAACGGCGGUCCCAUUGAUGAACCAUCGGACCGAGACAACAUUGAGCAGCUGAUGAUGAACAUGUUGGAAGACCGGGACAAAUUACAAGAACAGUUGGAAAAUUAUAAGGUGCAACUGGAAAAUGCAGGGCUCCGAACGAAAGAAGUUGAAAAAGAACGAGAUAUGAUGAAGAGACAGUUCGAAGUUCAUACGCAAAAUUUACCGCAGGAACUUCAAACAAUGACGCGGGAAUUAUGCCUAUUAAAAGAGCAGUUAUUAGAAAAAGAUGAAGAGAUUGUCGAGCUCAAAGCAGAACGGAACAAUACUCGACUUCUUCUAGAGCACCUAGAAUGUUUAGUUUCCCGUCAUGAAAGAUCACUCCGAAUGACGGUCAUGAAGAGACAAGCUCAAAACCACGCUGGCGUAUCUUCUGAAGUUGAAGUUCUAAAAGCUCUUAAGAGUUUAUUCGAGCAUCACAAGGCAUUGGAUGAAAAAGUUCGUGAACGUCUUCGAGUAGCAAUGGAGCGUGUGGCGACACUUGAAGAAGAGCUGAGCACAAAAGGAGAUGAGAAUUCGUCGCUGAAAGCGCGUAUUGCCACUUACGCAGCAGAAGCGGAAGAAGCAAUGGCGUCAAAUGCACCCAUCAAUGGUUCAAUUAGCAGUGAAAGUGCAAACAGACUUAUCGAAAUGCAAGAGGCUUUAGAAAGAAUGAAAACAGAAUUAGCCAACUCACUAAAACAAUCAACUGAGAUCACAACAAGAAAUGCCGAACUCGAGGAUCAAUUGACAGAAGAUGCUCGUGAAAAACAUGCUGCACAGGAAUCAAUCGUUCGUUUGAAGAAUCAAAUUUGCGAGCUUGAUGCACAACGCACCGAUCAAGAAACUCGGAUAACAACGUUUGAGUCGCGUUUCCUGACCGCGCAAAGAGAGUCAACGUGUAUCCGGGACCUCAAUGACAAAUUGGAGCAUCAGCUUGCCAAUAAAGAUGCGGCUGUCAGGUUGAAUGAGGAAAAAGUUCAUUCACUUCAAGAAAGAUUGGAGUUGGCAGAGAAGCAACUUGCACAAAGUCUCAAAAAAGCUGAAUCCCUUCCGUCUGUAGAAGCCGAAUUACAACAAAGAAUGGAAGCACUUACAGCAGCUGAACAGAAGAGUGUUUCUGCUGAAGAGCGCAUCCAAAGGUUGGACCGAAACAUUCAAGAGUUGUCUGCAGAGUUGGAAAGGGCUGUGCAAAGAGAACGCAUGAACGAAGAGCACAGCCAACGGUUAAGUAGCACUGUGGACAAGCUUUUAUCGGAAUCUAAUGAUCGCCUUCAACUGCAUCUCAAAGAACGAAUGCAAGCCCUCGAUGACAAAAAUCGGUUAACACAACAGCUUGAUGGAACAAAGAAAAUUUAUGAUCAAGCGGAACGAAUCAAAGAUCGUCUUCAGCGGGAUAAUGAAUCUCUACGGCAAGAGAUUGAAGCUCUUAGGCAACAAUUGUACAAUGCAAGAACUGCGCAAUUCCAGUCAAGAAUGCAUGCAAUUCCGUUUACACAUGCUCAAAACAUUGUGCAGCAACAACCACAAGCUUCGAUUGCUCAGCAAUCUGCAUACCAAAUGUACAAACAACAACCAGCUCAACAGUAUCAAACUGUAGGAAUGAGAAGACCAAAUAAAGGAAGGAUUUCAGCACUCCAGGACGAUCCGAACAAAGUUCAAACCCUCAACGAGCAAGAAUGGGAUCGACUUCAACAAGCGCAUGUUCUUGCCAACGUCCAGCAAGCAUUUUCCUCAUCACCAUCACUGGCCGACGUCGGUCAAUCGACUCUUCCACGUCCUAACACUGCUGUCCAACACCAGCAAGAUGAUAUGAUGAACAGUGGAAUGGGAAUGCCAAGUGGAAUGCAGGGAGGAAUGCAAGGUGGAAUGGGUGGUGGUCAAGAUGCUCAGAUGUUGGCAUCAAUGCUACAAGAUCGCUUAGAUGCAAUAAAUACUGAAAUAAGAUUGAUUCAACAAGAGAAACAUCACGCAGAACGGGUGGCUGAACAGUUAGAACGAUCAAGUCGGGAAUUCUAUGAUGAUCAGGGAAUAUCUACGAGAAGUUCACCAAGAGCAAGUCCCCAAUUAGAUAAUAUGCGACAACAUAAGUAUAACACUCUUCCUGCAAAUGUAUCCGGUGACCGACGGUAUGAUAUUUACGGCAAUCCGCAGUUUGUUGACGACCGCAUGGUUAGAGAUUUGGACUACGAGCCACGACGAGGGUACAACCAAUUUGACGAGAUGCAAUACGAAAGAGAUCGAAUGAGUCCAGCUUCGUCAGUCGCUUCCUCGACAGAUGGCGUUCUUGGCGGAAAGAAGAAAAGAUCGAAUAGCUCAAGUGGAUUGAAAACGCUUGGAAGGUUUUUCAACAAAAAGAAAAAUUCAUCGAGUGAUUUAUUCAAACGAAAUGGAGAUUAUUCGGAUGGCGAGCAGUCGGGCACAGAAGGAAACCAAAAAGCUGAUUACGACAGGAGGAAAAAGAAGAAGCAUGAACUAUUAGAGGAAGCCAUGAAAGCACGAACACCGUUUGCUCUUUGGAAUGGUCCAACUGUUGUUGCCUGGCUGGAGCUGUGGGUUGGCAUGCCAGCGUGGUAUGUAGCUGCGUGUAGAGCAAAUGUGAAAUCCGGUGCAAUAAUGUCAGCUUUGAGUGAUCAAGAAAUCCAGAAGGAGAUUGGAAUCUCAAACCCAUUGCACAGGUUGAAAUUGCGACUUGCAAUUCAGGAAAUGGUUUCUUUAACGUCACCAUCUGCCCCACGAACUGCUCGUCUGACUCUUGCCUUCGGAGAUAUGAAUCAUGAAUAUAUUGGAAACGACUGGCUUCCUUGUCUCGGUCUUGCGCAAUACCGAUCAGCGUUUAUGGAAUGUCUUCUUGACGCUCGAAUGUUAGAACAUCUUUCAAAACGUGACCUACGCACGCAUCUGCGCAUGGUAGACACAUUCCAUCGUACAAGUCUCCAAUACGGAAUUAUGUGUCUCAAGAAAGUCAACUAUGAUAAGAAAGUGUUGGCGGAUCGGCGAAAGGCGUGUGAUAAUAUCAACACAGACUUGCUAGUGUGGUCGAAUGAACGAGUUCAGCGAUGGGUGGAAGAAAUCGGGCUAGGUGUAUUUUCAAGAAAUUUAGUGGAUAGUGGAAUACAUGGUGCAUUAAUUGCACUGGAUGAAACGUUUGACGCAUCCGCUUUUGCAUAUGCACUCCAGAUUGGAUCUCAAGACGUUCCUAACAGACAACUACUGGAAAAGAAAUUCAUUGGCUUAGUCAACGAUCACCGUCAACAAUCCGAUCCCCAUCCGAGAAGUGGAAGUUCUCGUAAGAAUGAUUCCAUAGCAAAAUCCUACGAGUUUCAUUUAUAUACCUAGUUAGUUAGUUAAAUUAAAAUUUUUUCCGCUCCCUCUCACUCGUUCGUGUCUUUCCUGUCAUUCGUGCUAGUCUAAACGACCUUAUACCGCCUGCUUCUGUAAUUUUUUAUUGACGAUUUCAGUUUUUCGGUAUUUUAAGUUUUAAUUAUUCUCAUUAUCAUAUCCAUAUUUUUUCCAUUCUCAAGUUUUUCCCUAAAUAUCUUUUUAGCACGUUUUUCUUCUGGUAAAAAUCAAAAAGAUAGAAAGAAAGUGCGCUAAUAUUCAAUUUUUCUACAAAACCAAAUACUUUUAACUUAUUUCCUUGAUUAUUAAUUAUAGUUUUUAUCCAAUCUCAUCAUUGUUUUCGAUUCUUGGCAAACAACAUUCCGUUUACAUUGUUUUCUAAUAAAAACGUUUCAUUUU
Caenorhabditis elegans is the source of this 3901-nucleotide messenger RNA. It is a transcript of the gene syd-2, whose product is annotated as Liprin-alpha. NCBI's taxonomy places the organism in Eukaryota, Metazoa, Nematoda, Chromadorea, Rhabditida, Rhabditidae. Gene Ontology annotation, cellular component: synapse; plasma membrane; axon cytoplasm. The record is from RefSeq and is marked reviewed. The coding region runs from base 80 to 3499 and encodes 1139 amino acids. The transcript has 21 exons.